GACAACCCUGCAAUCGCAAAUUUGAACCGACGCUAUUUCUUCGGAACUUGAAACUUAUUUAAUUUUGUAAAGCAAAUGGAUGAGUCAGUGAGCGAAUCAGAGUUUAUUGGCAAUAUCGAACGGACUGUCCGAUCCACGCUUAUGCGAGGAGAUGGACAAUCGAUUCAUAGGGAGUUGAUCGACUACGCAACAGCCUCGUGCAGAAUGUUUUACAUACAGGACGCUUCUGCCUGGCAGGAAUGGUCAACGAAUGUCGAAGCUUUCCAGGAUAUCUCAGCUCAGGAAGCUUGUAAUAUAUUCUUGACUGAGGUUUUGCCACAACUGGACACAUAUCAGGUUCCGGACACGAUGAAGAAACGCUUUAAGCUCCUGGACCUGCAUCCCUUCUUCCGGCGCGUUGACCAAGGUUAUCAAUAUACUCCAGAUUGUGACCUAGCCGAUAGAUUCGUCCUACAUCACCACCAAGACUUCCUUCUAACUAACGAUGUUCAGAAAACCAGGGAAAUCGAGUCUGCAAAAAGAUGUCAAACUGUGCUUUUAGACAAAGAAGAAAUGGAGCAGCAGACGUGUGUUGGAUACAGAAGCAAAGUCAGUCUGGAAUCUGCGGUUCUGUUCUCGGUAUUGUUGUCCUCCGAUAUGGAACUUUCCAUUGCACAGAUGCUCGAUCUAGAUGAGAUUCACCAGCGAUUGCGACGCGCCAAACAAUCUUUUGAGGAUACUGCCAGACUAAGUCCUUACCGUAAUAACAUUGAUGACCUAAUAUUCAACGUAGAUUGCUUUGCUAAGGUGAAAUCUAAAAUUUGUCAAGCAAUGAGCGACUGUAAGAAAUAUUAAGCAACAAGUGUUUGCUUUACAGUCACAGUAAAAUAUUGAAUUUUGGUAUCAUUCUGUAUCGACUUCUGAAAUAUCGACUUUUUAAAUAUUGUACAAUGAGUGUUUUAGUAACAUAUAACUUUUUAUUUUACUUGUCCUUGAAGUUACAAAUUUAUUUAAAUAGAUAAGAUUAACUGUAAUUUAAAAUAGUGCGGAUUAUAUGAGUUUUUGAGUUUGCAGAGAGAUAUCUGACUCUGAACAUUACUGUGAAGUCUUGUCUUACAUGGAAAAGUAUUGCCCUAAUUCAAAUAAUGAAUGCGAAUUUGUUAACGCAAAAUUUUUAAUGUUUAUCUGUUUUUUUAUUUGUUCUGUGCUCAUAAUUUAUGAACAACAUUUAACAGGAAUAUUCUCUGUUCCAUCUCUUCUUUCGGACUAGAAUCACUGGAUUGUUUUGUACGAUUUUAAUCUGCCAGAUAUCUCUCAAUUCCGACGGUUUUAUUUGCCGCAAAACAUUAAUAUGUUUUUAAUCUCUUUUUCCAACAAAACAUUCCCUCUCCAAAUUAUGAAAAGUAAUUGCUAUUAAUUUUAUUAAAUCCGGUGUAAAAAUAAAUUUUCAGAUAAUAAA
Messenger RNA from Drosophila eugracilis, 1438 nucleotides. RefSeq lists its product as uncharacterized. The transcript has 2 exons. The coding region runs from base 76 to 834 and encodes 252 amino acids. Lineage: Eukaryota; Metazoa; Arthropoda; Insecta; Diptera; Drosophilidae. The record is from RefSeq and is a predicted model, not a curated record.